Molecule: messenger RNA, 1671 nt
Organism: Penicillium macrosclerotiorum
Lineage: Eukaryota; Fungi; Ascomycota; Eurotiomycetes; Eurotiales; Aspergillaceae
Exons: 6
Coding region: 1-1671 (556 amino acids)
Source: RefSeq, a predicted model, not a curated record
AUGACUAUCGAUGCUAUUCCCCACUGGAAGCCCCACGUUCUGGAAAAACGUGCAGCUCAAUAUGAUCUCAUUCCACCAGAAUGGCGACUUCCUAUUUCAAUCCUGGAGAAUGCCCCCGCAUCUAGUGUGGACCUCAUUCGGAAGAGUGCCAUUCUUUCCCCAAACGAGCUGGCUUGGACUAACACCACCGAUAUACGGGAACUAAUUUCGCUGGUUGUCACGCAGACUGUGAGCAGUGAACAGCUAACAACAGCUUUUUGCAAACGCGCAGCCAUUGCACAACAGGUGACAAAGUGUUUGACAGAAAUAUUCUUUGACAAGGCACUGGCUCGAGCCAGAGAAUUGGAUGAGCAUUUACGUCGAACAGGAAAUACUGUCGGGCCCUUGCAUGGAGUCCCAGUAUCUAUUAAAGAUCGCUUUGAUGUGGAAGGCCUGGAUACAACUGUUGGCUGGGUUGGUCUCGCCAAUAAACCAGCAAAGUCUUCAAGCUCCAUUGUGGAAUUGCUGGAGUCCAUGGGUGCUGUCUUAUAUGUUAAGACUAACGUCCCACAAGCCCUCAUGAUGUCUGACUCAUAUAACCAUGUCUUUGGCCAAUCUGUGAAUUCAUUUAACCACCAACUCAUCUCUGGUGGCAGCUCUGGUGGCGAGGGUGCCCUUGUGGGCUGUGGAGGAAGCAUCCUGGGAAUCGGAACGGACAUUGGUGGAUCCAUUCGUGUGCCAUCAAACUUGCAAGGUCUAUAUUCGGUCUGCCCAACAACUGGGCGGGUACCAUGGGACUGCUCUUUUCUGCACCAACACUAUCUCGUACCCCCUGUGGCCGGGCCGAUGGCAUCCUCUCUCGCAACAGCAGAGUACUUUAUGAAGCGCCUCCUUGCCUCAAGCCCAUGGAACAUCGACCCUGCAGCCAUUCCUAUUCCUUGGCGUAAAGAGCUUGCCACGCCACCUACAGACCGCAAGCUCCGGCUCGGUGUCGUUUUCGACGAUGGCAUUGUCAAGCCGCAACCACCCGUAGCGCGGGUGAUGCAGCAGACUAUCAAAGCACUACGAGACGCGGGCCACGAAGUAAUCGAAUGGGAUACCACGCUCCAUGGCCCUGCAACAAACCUUUGGACAAAAGCGGUCCUCUCUGAUGGCGGACGCCAUUGUCGCAAGCUAUGUGAAAUAAUUGACGAACCUCUGAUCGAAGGCAUGGUCGUUGGGACAGAGAAAGACGCAUUGGACUUCGACGAGAGAGAGAAGCUUGAGGGGCAGAAAUAUGCGCUACAGACAGUUUUUCUGAAACAAUGGCUGAAUGCUGGGAUCGACGCCCUCCUUAUGCCAGUCUUGCCGUGGGUUGGGUACCGGCCGAAGACGUGGGUAGAAAGUAAGCAGUGGCUGGGAUAUACGGCUAUGUGGAAUCUGCUAGACUAUGCGGCCGUUACGGUUCCUGUUGGCCGCGCAGACCGAGAAAUUGAUGUUGUUGGGAGUGAAAUUCACGGGGACUGGGAGGGACAUGUGCCCAGGAAUGAGUCUGACGCCUUUAAUCAUGGGCAAUAUGAUAUCGAGCUUGUACACGGUAUGCCCAUAUGCAUUCAGAUCGUCGGUGGAAGGUUUGGAGAAGAAAAAGCCGUUGCAGUUGGAAAAGUGGUGGAUGAGUUGAUGAAUCCUACUCCGUUUCAUCCCUUCAAGUGA